AUGGACGAUGGGUUCUCCGAUGUCUCAGAGCUGAGCUCUCCCCCAGCCUCACCGACACCACCGCCGGGGUUUUAUCCUUCGCCGCCUCCGUCACAAGAAGCGGACGAGUCCAGCAGUACCCGCAGCCAAGACCGAGAUGACUUGCCGCCCGCGAGGAAAAAGCGACGGGUCGCCGCACCAAAAGAACGCCAAACGCAGCAUCUCGAUCUCUCGACCAGCGCUGAACUUUCCUAUACUGAACAACAGGCGCAAAUCGAUCUACUAACAAAAACGAUUCGUCGACACCGCAAAGUUGUCGUCAUUGCGGGAGCUGGCAUCUCCACCUCUGCGGGCAUUCCCGACUUCCGCUCCACUGAUGGGCUUUUUAAAUCUCUACAGAAAAAACACAACCUUAAAGCGUCGGGAAAACUUCUAUUCGAUGCUGCCGUCUAUCAAGAUGAAACACUAACCGCUUCCUUCCAAGACAUGGUGCGGUCGCUGUCCGACGAGGCGGCUAAGACCUCCCCAACCAGUUUUCAUCACAUGCUGGCUCGCAUCAGUCAAGAAAAUCGCCUGACCCGCCUGUACACCCAGAACAUCGAUGGCAUUGAGGCCUCGAUGCCUCCCUUGGCCACCCAGAUCCCAUUGAAUGUGAAGGCGCCGUGGCCGCGCACUAUUCAGCUGCACGGAAGCCUCGAAAAGAUGGUGUGCCAAAAAUGUCGUCAUCUCGGCGACUUUGACAGUGCCAUGUUCGACCGCCCGGAUGCUCCGGAGUGUCCAGAAUGCGCUAGGAACAAUCAGUUCCGCAUUGAGACAGGCCAGCGCAGUCAUGGAAUUGGUAAAAUGCGACCCAGAAUCGUGCUCUACAACGAACAUAACCCGGAUGAAGAGGCGAUCACUUCCGUCAUGAAUGCCGAUAUUCGCUCGCGCCCAGACGCGCUCAUCGUGGUGGGCACUAGUUUGAAGAUUCCGGGCGUGCGCCGCCUGGUGAAGAGUCUCUGUUCCGUGAUUCGCAGUCGCCGGAACGGGGUGACCAUGUGGAUCAACAACGAACCCCCAGCCGGCAAGGAAUUCGAGGAUUGCUGGGAUUUGAUGGUCAAGGGGGAUUGCGAGGAAGUCGCACGAUUGGCCAAUCUGAAACGGUGGGACGAUCACUCAGAGGACUUGUUCGAUGAAUGCAAUGCAUCUGAGGUGGAGCGGGUGAAACAUGGACAUGGAGUGUCGAUUGUCAUCGAGACGCCGAAGAAGAAGCAAAAGACUCAGACGGGCUUCCUCACGCCAUCCUCCAGUCACGACGAGGAAGCUUCGGAAUUACCAAAGGUUCCAGCUGGAGGUCGGGCCAAUCCAGCCAGCCGCGGGCGCAGCCUGCAAGAAGUGCUCAAGGCAUCAAAGACCGCAGUGCCGAAGAAGCCGGCCACAAAGAAGAGCGCCCCUCGCAAGAAGACAAAGAAAGACGAGCCAGCCAAGAAUGCGCGGAUUACCACCUUCAGCAAGGUUACCAAGGCGCAGAAGGUCGCGACCGAUACAGAAAAAGCGAUCAAGUUGGAGAAAGAGGAGACCAAGCCAAUGCACCCACUACCACCAGGCGCUGCUCGCAACAAUGGCCCAAUGUUUCCUCAUCUAGCUCAGAAGGGAGAAGAGACCCCACGCAACGGUCGCUGGCGCCAGCCCGAUACAAUCUCUCCCAAAUCGGUUCCAAACGGGAUGAGUCAAUUGUUAAAUCAGCCGACCGCAUGA
Messenger RNA from Aspergillus alliaceus, 1716 nucleotides. Its product is annotated as putative SIR2 family histone deacetylase (Hst4). The record is from RefSeq and is a predicted model, not a curated record. The transcript has 2 exons. Gene Ontology annotation, biological process: negative regulation of transcription by RNA polymerase II; replication-born double-strand break repair via sister chromatid exchange; pericentric heterochromatin formation. Bases 1 to 1716 code for a protein of 571 amino acids. Gene Ontology annotation, molecular function: NAD+ binding; histone deacetylase activity, NAD-dependent. Gene Ontology annotation, cellular component: mating-type region heterochromatin. NCBI's taxonomy places the organism in Eukaryota, Fungi, Ascomycota, Eurotiomycetes, Eurotiales, Aspergillaceae.